Messenger RNA from Octodon degus (degu), 5973 nucleotides. RefSeq names its product myosin VB (gene Myo5b). Gene Ontology annotation, molecular function: ATP binding; actin filament binding; microfilament motor activity. Gene Ontology annotation, cellular component: actin cytoskeleton; myosin complex; cytoplasm. The coding region runs from base 357 to 5777 and encodes 1806 amino acids. The record is from RefSeq and is a predicted model, not a curated record. The transcript is spliced from 38 exons. Lineage: Eukaryota; Metazoa; Chordata; Mammalia; Rodentia; Octodontidae. Gene Ontology annotation, biological process: actin filament organization; vesicle transport along actin filament.
GCUCUGCUCUUCCCUCGCUAGCUCGCCCUCGCGGGAGCGCUCGCACCUCCUCCCCAUACCUGAGCGGGGAGCGGCGGAGCGCGGCCUCGCCCCCGCCCACCCGCAACUCCUGCUCGGCCGCAGCUGCGCCGCCGCGGGAGUAAAGGUCGAGCCGGCCGCUGUGCCUCCAGGAAGCCGGCUGGGCAGGUCGGGGCGGAGGAGCCGGCGCAGGGGAGAAACUCCGGACCGGUCCAGGAAGAUGGCGCCAGGAGGGCCGGCCGCGGACUGAGCCGCGGAACAGCGGGCGGCGUGGACCGGCGUCCCGGGUGGGCAAGCAGGCAGGCGCGGGAGCCCGCGAGCGCGGAGCGGGCCGGGCCAUGUCGGUGGGCGAGCUCUACAGCCAGUACACAAGGGUCUGGAUUCCUGACCCAGAGGAAGUGUGGCGCUCGGCUGAACUCACCAAGGACUAUAAAGAGGGAGAAAAGAGCCUCCAGCUCAAAUUGGAAGAUGAAACUAUUCAGGAAUACCCAAUUGACAUCCAAAGCAACCAGCUGCCCUUCUUGCGGAAUCCAGAUAUCUUGGUGGGAGAAAAUGAUCUCACUGCCCUUAGCUAUCUCCAUGAGCCUGCAGUUUUGCAUAACCUGAAGGUUCGGUUCCUGGAGUCCAACCAUAUCUACACUUAUUGUGGUAUUGUGCUUGUUGCCAUUAACCCUUAUGAGCAGUUGCCAAUCUAUGGACAAGAUGUCAUCUAUGCCUACAGUGGCCAAAACAUGGGCGACAUGGACCCCCACAUCUUUGCUGUGGCAGAAGAAGCCUACAAGCAGAUGGCCAGGGAUGAGAAGAACCAGUCCAUCAUAGUGAGCGGGGAGUCUGGAGCUGGGAAGACAGUGUCAGCCAAGUAUGCCAUGCGCUAUUUCGCCACAGUCGGGGGCUCAGCCAGUGAGACCAACAUUGAAGAGAAGGUCCUGGCAUCCAGUCCCAUCAUGGAGGCCAUUGGGAAUGCCAAGACCACUCGCAAUGACAAUAGCAGUCGCUUUGGGAAGUAUAUUCAGAUCGGCUUUGACAAAAGGUACCACAUCAUUGGAGCCAACAUGCGGACCUACCUGCUGGAGAAGUCAAGGGUGGUCUUCCAGGCAGAUGAUGAGCGGAAUUACCACAUCUUUUACCAGCUCUGUGCUGCUGCCAGCCUCCCAGAAUUCAAAGAGCUUGCACUGACUUGUGCAGAGGACUUUUUCUAUACAUCACAGGGAGGAGACACGUCCAUUGAGGGUGUCGAUGAUGCAGAGGAUUUUGAGAAGACGCGACAGGCCUUCACCCUCCUUGGAGUGAGAGAGUCCCAUCAGAUAAGCAUUUUUAAGAUAAUUGCUUCUAUCCUGCACCUGGGAAGUGUGGAGAUUCAGGCUGAGCGUGAUGGCGAUUCCUGUAGCAUAUCACCCCAGGAUGAGCACCUAAGCAACUUCUGCCACCUGCUGGGAGUGGAGCACAGCCAAAUGGAGCACUGGCUGUGCCAUCGCAAGCUGGUCACCACCUCAGAGACCUAUGUCAAGACCAUGUCCCUGCAGCAGGUGGUCAACGCUCGCAAUGCCCUGGCUAAACACAUCUAUGCCAAACUCUUCAACUGGAUCGUGGAACACAUCAACAAGGCACUGCACACUUCCCUCAAGCAGCACUCCUUCAUCGGGGUCCUGGACAUCUAUGGGUUUGAGACCUUUGAAGUAAACAGCUUUGAGCAGUUCUGUAUCAACUUCGCUAAUGAAAAGCUCCAGCAACAGUUCAACUCGCAUGUGUUCAAACUGGAGCAAGAAGAAUAUAUGAAGGAGCAGAUCCCUUGGACCUUGAUUGACUUCUAUGAUAACCAACCCUGCAUCGAUCUCAUAGAAGCUAAGCUGGGUAUCCUGGACCUGUUGGAUGAAGAGUGUAAGGUCCCCAAAGGAACUGACCAGAACUGGGUACAGAAGCUCUAUGACCGGUACUCGAGCAGCCAGCACUUCCAGAAGCCCCGCAUGUCCAGCACAUCCUUCAUUGUGGUCCACUUCGCUGAUAAGGUGGCUAUCCUCUUGACUGUCUUGGCACUGCUUAGCCUACCACCAUUCCCAUUAGUGGCUGAUUUGUUUCAUGAUGACAAGGAUGCCACUCCUGCUACCACCCCAGCUGGGAAGGGAUCAUCUUCGAAGAUAAACAUUCGCUCUGCCAAGCCCCCCAUGAAGAUCUCCAACAAAGACCACAAGAAAACUGUGGGCCACCAGUUCCGCAACUCACUGAAUCGCCUGAUGGAGACUUUAAAUGCCACAACACCACACUAUGUCCGCUGCAUCAAGCCCAACGAUGACAAGCUGCCCUUUUACUUUGACCCAAAGAGAGCCGUGCAGCAACUCAGAGCCUGCGGAGUGUUGGAGACGAUUCGCAUCAGUGCAGCGGGCUACCCAUCCAGGUGGACCUACCAUGACUUCUUCAACCGGUAUCGGGUGCUGGUCAAGAAGAGAGAGCUCGCCAACACCGACAAGAAGGCCAUCUGCAAGUCUGUCUUGGAGAACCUCAUCAGGGAUCCUGACAAGUUCCAGUUUGGCCGCACCAAGAUCUUCUUCCGGGCAGGCCAGGUGGCCUACCUGGAGAAACUGCGGGCCGACAAGUUCCGAGCUGCCACCAUCAUGAUCCAGAAAACUGUCCGGGGAUGGCUGCAGAAGGUGAAGUACCACAGGCUGAAGAAGGCUACCGUGACCCUGCAGAAGCACUGCCGAGGAUACCUGGCCCGCAGGCUGGCUGAGCACCUGCGAAGAACACGUGCAGCUGUGGUGUUCCAGAAACAGUACCGCAUGCUGAGGGCCCGCCGCGCCUACCAGAGGACCUGCAGGGCUGCUGUCGUCAUCCAGGCCUUCGCGCGCGCCAUGUUUGUGCGCAGAAUCUACCGCCAGGUCCUCAUGGAGCACAAGGCCACCAUCAUCCAGAAGCAUGCCCGGGGCUGGAUGGCACGCAGGUGUUUCUGGCGGCUGCGACAUGCGGCCAUUGUCAUCCAGUGUGCCUUCCGCAGGCUGAAAGCCAGGCAAGAACUGAAAGCCCUCAAGAUAGAGGCCCGCUCCGCAGAGCACCUGAAACGCCUCAACGUGGGCAUGGAGAACAAGGUGGUCCAGCUGCAGCGCAAGAUUGACGAACAGAACAAAGAGAUCAAAACCCUGUUGGAGAAGUUGUCUACCAUCACCACCACGCACACCACAGAGGUGGAGAAGCUGAAUCGAGAGCUGGCAUGUUACCAGCAGAACCAGGGCGCUGAGGCCAGCCUGCAGCUGCAGGAAGAGGUACAGAGCCUGCGCACUGAGCUACAGCGGGCCCACUCAGAGCGGCAGGUCCUGGAGGAUGCCCACAGCAGGGAGACGGAUGAGCUGAGAAAGCGAGUUGCAGACCUAAAGCAAGAAAAUGCUCUGUUGAAAGAUGAAAAAGAACAGCUUAACAACCAGAUCCUGUGCCAGUCGAAAGAUGAAUUUGCUCAGAACUCUAUGAAGGAAAACCUUCUGAUGAAGAAGGAGCUGGAGGAGGAGCGAUCUCGGUACCAGAAUCUCGUGAAGGAAUACUCCCGCUUGGAGCAGAGAUAUGACAACCUGCGGGAUGAGCAAACCCCAGGCCACCGGCGGAACCCAUCGAACCAAAGUAGCUUAGAAUCUGACUCCAAUUACCCCUCCGUGUCUACCUCGGAGGUGGGAGACACUGAGGACGCCCUCCAACAGGUGGAGGAGAUUGGUGUGGAGAAGGCAGCCAUGGACAUGACAGUCUUCCUGAAGCUACAGAAGAGAGUGCGGGAGCUUGAACAGGAGCGGAAGAAGCUGCAGGUGCAGCUGGAGAAGAGAGAGCAGCAGGAGAGCAAAAAAGGCCAGAUGGAACAACCAAAGUAUGACAUAGGCUUGGACCAGGACUCAGAUCUGGCCUACAACAGUCUGAAGAGACAGGAGCUGGAAUCGGAGAAUAAGAAGCUGAAAAAUGACCUAAACGAGCUGAGGAAAGCUGUGGCUGACCAAGCCACACAGAACAACUCUCCUCACAGUUCCCCAGACAGUUACAGCCUCCUGCUGAACCAGCUCAAGCUAGCCAAUGAGGAGCUCGAGGUCCGCAAGGAGGAGGUGCUCAUUCUCAGGACCCAGAUUGUGAAUGCUGACCAGCACCGACUUGCUGGCAAAAGCACGGAGCCGAACAUUAAUGCUAGAACAAGCUGGCCUAACAGUGAAAAGCAUGUGGAUCCAGAAGAUGCCAUCGAGGCCUAUCAUGGGGUCUGCCAGACAAACAGGCUGCUAGAAGCCCAGCUGCAGGCCCAGAGCCAAGAACAUGAAGAGGAGGUGGAAAGUCUCAAGGCCCAGCUGGAGGCUCUAAAAGAAGAGAUGGACAAGCAGCAACAGACCUUCUGCCAGACACUGCUGCUUUCUCCAGAGGCCCAGGUGGAAUUCGGUGUCCAGCAGGAAAUAUCUCGGCUGACCAAUGAGAACCUGGACCUUAAAGAAUUGGUUGAGAAGCUGGAAAAGAAUGAGAGGAAGUUAAAAAAACAACUGAAGAUUUACAUGAAGAAAGUCCAGGACCUAGAAGCUGUCCAGGCACUGGCCCAGAGUGACCGGAGGCAUCAUGAGCUCACCAGGCAGGUCACGGUGCAGCGGAAGGAGAAGGACUUCCAGGGCAUGCUAGAGUACCACAAGGACGAUGAGGCCGCCCUCAUCAGGAACCUGGUGACAGACCUGAAGCCCCAGAUGUUGUCUGGCACGGUGCCCUGUCUCCCUGCCUACAUCCUUUACAUGUGCAUCAGACACGCGGAUUACACCAACGAUGACCUCAAGGUGCACUCGUUGCUGACUUCCACCAUCAAUGGCAUUAAGAAAGUCCUGAAGAAGCACAAUGACGACUUCGAGAUGACAACAUUCUGGUUAUCCAAUACCUGCCGCCUCCUUCACUGUUUGAAGCAGUACAGUGGAGAUGAGGGCUUCAUGACCCAGAACACCGCGAAGCAGAAUGAGCACUGUCUGAAGAACUUUGACCUCACUGAAUACCGCCAGGUGCUGAGUGACCUUUCCAUCCAGAUCUACCAGCAGCUCAUUAAAAUUGCGGAGGGCUUGCUGCAACCUAUGAUAGUUUCUGCCAUGCUGGAAAAUGAGAGUAUUCAGGGUCUAUCUGGUGUGAAGCCAAUGGGCUACCGGAAGCGCUCCUCCAGCAUGGUAGAUGGGGAUAACUCCUACUGCCUGGAAGCCAUCAUCCACCAGAUGAAUUCCUUUCAUAUGGUGAUGUGUGACCAGGGCCUGGAUCCCGAGAUCAUCCUGCAGGUGUUCAAACAGCUUUUCUACAUGAUCAACGCAGUGACUCUCAACAACCUCCUCCUGCGGAAGGAUGUCUGCUCCUGGAGCACGGGCAUGCAACUCAGGUACAACAUAAGCCAACUUGAAGAGUGGCUUCGAGGAAGAAACCUUCAGCAGAGUGGAGCAGCUCAGACCAUGGAGCCUCUGAUCCAGGCGGCCCAACUUCUACAGUUAAAGAAGAAAACUCGUGAGGAUGCAGAGGCCAUUUGCUCUCUGUGUACCUCCCUCAGCACCCAGCAGAUUGUCAAAAUUUUAAACCUUUAUACUCCCCUGAAUGAAUUUGAAGAACGAGUAACAGUGUCAUUCAUACGAACAAUCCAGGCACAACUACAAGACCGGAACGACCCUCAGCAGCUGCUGUUAGACUUCAAACACAUGUUUCCUGUCUUGUUUCCAUUUAAUCCAUCUUCUCUGACUAUGGACUCCAUCCACAUUCCAGCAUGUCUCAACCUAGAAUUCCUCAAUGAAGUCUGAAGGUGAACCUUUCCAGCAUCAGCUCAAUUUCCAGUGAGCUCAGCAAGGAAACACAUGCAGUUGUGUGAAACUUAGGACCUGUUAAAUCCAGUAAAAGUGGAUCAAAUAAGAAAUGGAGAGAGUGCUAAACUAAGAAUAAAACACAUCUCUGUCAUUAAUUUUUGUAUCUACUCAGAAUAAAAACACUUGAAAUAUG